Molecule: messenger RNA, 2589 nt
Organism: Lotus japonicus
Lineage: Eukaryota; Viridiplantae; Streptophyta; Magnoliopsida; Fabales; Fabaceae
Product: E3 ubiquitin-protein ligase UPL5-like
Exons: 3
Coding region: 42-2438 (798 amino acids)
Biological process (GO): protein polyubiquitination; proteasome-mediated ubiquitin-dependent protein catabolic process; positive regulation of protein catabolic process
Molecular function (GO): protein binding; ubiquitin-protein transferase activity
Source: RefSeq, a predicted model, not a curated record
UGACGAUUGUCUGUGUAAACCUCUUCUCUAUCAGUAGUCCAAUGGCAAAUUCGACGACGAUUACGAACGCUGAAGCGACGUCGUCUCCGGCGGCGUCUCCGCCGUUGCGGUUCUUCGUUCGCUCGAUGCCGAUCAGCAACAGCUUUGUGUUGCAUGGUUCGGAAGAAGACAGCGUGAAAUCCGUUCACGAAAGGAUCGAAAGCAGAACCGGAAUCCCAAUUCGCGAGCAGGUGUUGAUCCACCAAGGGAAACAGCUCCGUUGGGAGCAGAAUCUCGGCGAGUGCGGCAUCCAAAACGACGCGAAUCUUCAAUUGGUGGGGCGGUUGCGCAGUGGAGGUUGCUCGGAGGAGGUGUAUGCAGUGGUGGGCCAAAUGGUUUCCCUCAUCCGGCGUGUCUGCGGAGGGGAAUUGGAUCUCAGCGUUACGCCUAUCAUCGAGCAUGUCAUGAGCAUACAGUUCAUGGCGAAGCUCAACGCCUUUGACGUUUUGGUUGCAUGCAAAGCUCCGGAGGCGCUGAUCAAGCUUCGCCUGUCCUCCUUCUCAGGUAACCAGGACAUUGCUGGUUCCGCCAUAGCAUUGUUUUUGGAAUCUUGCCGCUAUAUGAUUAGCAAAGGGUUGCAUGCUUGUUGCCUUGGCGCGGUUGUGGAGUUUUGUAAACUGUUUACAGUACUAGUGGGGGGUAAUGAGCCUUUGUUUAUGAGUUGCUUGUCUUGUCUCCGGGGUACGUUGGAGGGUAAUGGGGAUCGAGAUCCGAAUCGGAGGGUUGUGCUUAAGGGUGUUUUUGAUUAUGUUUGUGAGCUUGUGGGUGUGUUGUUGAGGGAAAUGGAUUUGAGUACAAACCGUCCCGUGCCGUUUUUGCUGACCCGUUUUCAGGAACUGGUUGAUUUUAUAAUCCCUUUGAGGAAUGGAAUCAGGGGGUUGCAAGCUUGGGAGGCUGUAAUUGAUGGGGAGGUACCCUCGCUCGCGAAAGAGGUUAACCACAUUCGUUUUAUGUAUAUGCAGUUAUUGUCCAAAAUGGAUGGGUCCCUUCAGGCCAUGGAGGAUUGCUUGGCUAAUAAGGAAGAAGGAAAUAGAGGUGUUGCUGUUGCCGGUAUGGGCUGGUCUCUGCAUAUUUCCUUGUUGAAGCGUUUGUAUACAAUCUCCAAGGCUAAGCUAUAUGACGGCGCUGAAGAGAUGUUUUGGGGAGUUUUAAUCCGUCGGAGAAACAUGGUGUCACAGUUAUUUCUUUGGUUUGUAAAGAGAACUGACGAUCAUCGGUGGAUUCUUGAGCAGAAAAGCGCGACCAACUUUGAAUGUAGGAGGCAUUUGGCAAUGAUGUUGUUCCCUCAUGUAAGACAUGUCUAUGGUAUGGGGCAUGAGAUGCUUAUUGACAGGUCUCGGCUACUAACUGAUUCUUUUGAGUACAUAUCACAUGCAAGUCCAGAAUCUCUGCGAGCUGGUCUUUUAAUGAAAUUUCAGAAGGAGAACGCUACUGGACCGGGUGUGGUGAGGGAGUGGUUUCUUUUGGUGUGUCGAGAAAUAUUCAAUCCGCUAAAUGGUCUUUUUGUGGCAUGCCCAAAUGACCGCAAGAGAUUUUUACCAAAUCCUGCAUCUAGCGUACAUCCUCUGCACCUUGAGUACUUCAACUUCUCCGGUCGAAUUAUCGGUUUAGCUUUGAUGAAUGACGUGCAAGUGGGAAUUGCUUUUGAUCGUGUGUUUUUCAAGCAAUUGGCUGGAGAACAUAUUACUUUCAAAGAUAUACAGAAAACAGAUCCUUACCUGCACAGAAGCUGCAAGAAAAUAUUAGAGAUGGAUGCAGAUUUUGUUGAUUCAGAUGCAUUAGGACUGACAUUUCUUAGGGAGGUGGAGGAAUUAGGACACAGGAAAGUUAUUGAGCUUUUCCCUGGUGGGGAAAGACACGUAGUGAAUAGUAAGAAUAGGGAGACAUUUGUUAAACUUCUUAUACAUAAUCAAUUUGUGACAUCCAUAUCUGAGCAGAUAUCGCAUUUUAAUAAGGGUUUUGCUGAUAUUCUUUCCAACUCAAAGCCGCAAGAGUUCUUUCAAAGUUUAGAGCUUGAAGAUCUUGAUCGGAUGUUGCAUGGGAGUGAAAAUGUCAUUUCUGUUGAAGAUUGGAAGGCACACACUAAGUAUAGAGGCUAUAAAGAGACUGAUGAUCAGAUAUCUUGGUUUUGGGAGGUUGUUGGGAGAAUGUCAGCAGAACAAAUGAAGACUCUUCUAUUCUUUUGGACAUCUGUGAAAUAUUUACCCUUUGAAGGUUUCGCUGGUUUGAAAUCUUGUUUAUUCAUUUGUAGAUCCGAGGAACCUGAUGAUCAUCUACCCUCAUCUCACACAUGCUUUUACCAACUUUGUUUCCCCCCUUAUUCAUCUAUGGCCGUCAUGCAAGAUCGGUUUAAAGUCAUCACUCAAGAACACAUCAGUUGCAGUUUCGGUGCUCUGUGAAUAAACUUGCAACAUCAAUAUUGAUACAAGUGGUUUUGACUGCACCUAAAAACAAAGAUACUCUGCUAAGUAUAAAUUGUAGAAUAUGAAUAAAUUUGGGCUUUUUCUUAUGUUAAAAUAGUACUAUUUUAUUUUGUAAGGAAUCUUAUAA